AUGGGUUGUGCGGUGAGCACCACCGGCGAGAAAGAAGCUGCGGAAAGGUCUAAGAAGAUCGACAAGGAUCUCAGAGCCGAUGGGGAACGGGCCGCCAGUGAGGUCAAGCUCCUCUUGCUUGGAGCUGGAGAAUCUGGAAAAUCUACUAUAGUAAAACAAAUGAAAAUUAUCCAUGAAACUGGCUAUAGUAAAGAAGAAUGUGAACAAUAUAAACCUGUAGUUUGUAGUAAUACAGUUCAAAGUCUUAUGACAAUAAUUAGAGCCAUGGGUCAACUUAGAAUUGACUUUGCAGACCCUAAUAAAGCGGAUAUAGCACGUCAAUUCUUUACCCUAGCUUCUGCAGCAGAGGAGGGUGAGCUAACUGGGGAACUGGCACUAUUAAUGAAACGAUUAUGGCAGGACGCUGGAGUACAACUUUGUUUCACACGUAGUAGGGAAUACCAGCUCAAUGAUUCUGCGGCAUAUUACCUUAAUGCUUUAGAUCGUAUAGCACAACCUAAUUAUAUUCCUACUCAGCAAGAUGUUCUUAGAACACGUGUGAAAACAACAGGAAUAGUAGAAACACACUUUUCUUUCAAAGGCUUACAUUUUAAAAUGUUUGAUGUGGGUGGUCAAAGAUCAGAAAGAAAGAAAUGGAUACACUGUUUUGAAGGAGUUACUGCAAUCAUAUUUUGUGUUGCAUUAAGUGGAUACGACUUGGUUCUUGCAGAGGAUGAAGAAAUGAAUAGAAUGAUAGAGUCGAUGAAAUUGUUUGAUUCUAUCUGUAAUAGUAAGUGGUUUGUUGAAACAUCAAUCAUUUUAUUUCUAAACAAAAAAGAUCUUUUUGAGGAAAAGAUCACUAGGAGCCCAUUGACUAUUUGUUUCCCAGAGUAUAAGGGUGCUAAUACAUAUGAAGAAUGUGCUUCUUACAUUCAAAUGAAAUUCGAAAAUUUGAAUAAAAGAAAAGAUCAGAAACAAAUUUACACACAUUUUACAUGUGCUACCGACACAUCUAAUAUACAAUUUGUGUUUGAUGCUGUAACCGAUGUUAUAAUCAAAAACAAUUUGAGUAAUUGUGGUUUAUUAAGUUAAACAUACCAAUAUCUUAUUAAAUCAAAAUGAGUAAAUUGAUAUCUAAGAUGUAUAAACUUACGUGAGUGCACAAAGGAUACACAUGAGACUGAGAACAAAUUGUUAGGAACAGAAAUAUAAUUUGGGUAUACCAUCAUGUAUACCAAUAAUGCUAUCUCUCCAUUUUGUCAUCUCCUGUUGGUUUUUACAAUAUUUUUAUACUAUGAAUAAUAGUACUAUGAAAUAAUUUGUUAGAUCCUUAUCUAUAUCUUUCUCAUGCAAAAUAUCAUGACAUUUCGUUGUAAUUGGUUACUUUUAACUUAUUACUUUAUUUUAAAUGACUAAUGUAAAAUUGGAAUGUUUGAAAAUUUAAAUUGUUAUCUUAAUAAAAGAGCAGAUACUGUUUUCAAACAAACAAAUAUCUGGUCUCACUGCUAACUGUGUUUAGUAUAUUAACCAGAACUAGUUAGCUAUUAAUUUAGUAAUACCAUUUUGUAUAUAAUUUAUUCAUUAAAAAUAAUAUGUUUAUACUGAAUGGAAAUGUAUUUCCAUAACAGUGCUCGAAGCUAUUCAUUUCUCUUAUAAUAAUUUGUCCAUACUGCAAUGACAGACACAGUUCAUCAUGUUGACAAUAUAUAUUUAUACAAGCUAAAUUUGAUAAAAAAUUUUGUAAAAAAGACAAGGACCUUUUUAUACGUAUCAUUAAAUAAUGUUUAAAGGGUUGUCAUUAUUGCUCUAUCUGCCAAACAAAUGACAAUGUUAGAAUUAGUUACAGAUUUAGAAAACAGUCUUAUUAUAUUGAUGAAAUAAAUAAAAAACUUUUUUAAAAAAGUGAUAUUUUUUUGAAAUCCUAUGCUUGCCGUUCUGAAAUACAGAGUGAUGGUAGCAGAUUAGUGAAUUUUAGAAAGUAACAAAAUACAUAAUGUAUUUGGUGUAUGUAGGAAACGUAUGUAAAUUACAAAAGUUUUUCUCUUUUUUCACUAAAGUCAUCUCUAUUUACAUUUCCAUCAAAUAGAUACAUGAUUCAAUUUAUAAAAAUGUUUAAGUUCAUGUAUUUUUAAUAUUGUUUUAGAUUUGUAAAUCAUGUCAUUUUAGAUUUGUAACGUUUUCGCGAAAUUUUCCGUUUAGAAAAGACUCAUAGAAAUGAUAAUACUCACACAUUAAGUACUUAUUAUUCCAAAUCUUCCACAAUAAUUAAGAAUAUUUCCUUCGUUGUAUAAACACAGAAUCUCAUUUUAGUUGUAAUUCGUAUCGAUCUCUAUAUUAUAUGUAUAUGUACAAUAAUACAAUACAUGUGAAGCUACAAAAUAAAUAUAGUAAUAUUUUGUUUUUC
Molecule: messenger RNA, 2383 nt
Organism: Bombus impatiens (common eastern bumble bee)
Lineage: Eukaryota; Metazoa; Arthropoda; Insecta; Hymenoptera; Apidae
Gene: Galphai
Product: guanine nucleotide-binding protein G(i) subunit alpha
Exons: 4
Coding region: 1-1071 (356 amino acids)
Biological process (GO): adenylate cyclase-modulating G protein-coupled receptor signaling pathway
Cellular component (GO): heterotrimeric G-protein complex
Molecular function (GO): G-protein beta/gamma-subunit complex binding; G protein-coupled receptor binding; GTP binding
Source: RefSeq, a predicted model, not a curated record